This is a messenger RNA of Brassicogethes aeneus, 603 nucleotides long. The record is from the annotation of a GenBank genome assembly. Lineage: Eukaryota; Metazoa; Arthropoda; Insecta; Coleoptera; Nitidulidae.
AUGACAUUGUUAUUAAGCAAAAUUUUCAUAGUUUCACAUAUUUUAGCAAUUGUUUUUUGUAAUAAAAGUCACAAUGUUACAAAAAGAGCCCUACUAUUUCCAAGAAAUACAGUUUUACAAUUUACAUAUGGAUUAAGUGUACCAUUGGUUUUACCCAGAAGAUCAAUAAAUUUAAGUCUAUGCGCUCAGGUUAACUACAAUGAACCCAGUCAAUUAUCUGCGCUACACACUAAGGUUAUAUCGGCUAGAGAAAAAUCAAAUUUCGACAUAUCCAGAGAGUUUUUUUACAAAUACAUUAUGGCGUUUUUAGAUAGUUUUGGUAUCAAUGGAGAAGAAUGUCUUUUGAGGACAAUAUGUGAAAUCUCAGAAUGUCCAAUGCACGCAACCGACUCAAAUUUGUUGGAAAAAAUAGUUCAUUUCAUGUUUACUCCAUCCCUGGAAAUCGAUACCCAAACUUCAAAUAUAACAAAAUCAAAUUUAAAUUUCGAAGAAAAGCUGAUAUUGGCGGAAAAAAUCGGCAAAAACAAAGGCAGUUGCGACAAAGAAUAUUCAGAAUGCGUUAUAUCUCUAGUAGAUUUAUUUACUUCAAAAUAUAUAGUUUAA